AUGGUGCUGGCCGCAGCCAUGAGCCAGGAGCCGGAGACCAGCGGCCGCGAGCAACCCGACAGAGAUGCCCGCACCCUGGCCGCCGCCGCAACUGCCGCCCCCCCAGGACUCCUGGGACCCCCUGGCCACCGAGGAAUGCAGCAACCGCUGCUGCCGCCACCUCUGCCACCGCCACCGCCGGCGCCUCAGGCCGCCUUGCCUCAGAUUCUCCAAAAUGCUGCCAAGCUUCUGGACAAGAACCCAUUUUCUGUCAGUAAUCCAGGUCCUCUGCUUCCAUCUCCCGCAAGUCUUCAAUUGGCCCAACUGCAAGCCCAGCUGACCCUCCACCGGCUGAAAUUGGCACAGUCAGCGGUCACCAGCAACACCGCAGCUGCCACAGUUUUGAACCAAGUCCUCUCCAAAGUGGCUAUGUCUCAGCCCCUCUUCAACCAACUGAGACAUCCAUCUGUGAUCACCACCCCACAUGGACAUGCUGGGGCACCCCAGCACCCAGCAGUAAUGCCCAAUGCUAGGUUUUCAUCUAGGGGGAUCACAUUUUCACCUCCUAAUCAAGGACAGGGACUGGGACCCUCCAUGAACCUGCCCAAUCAAGCUACCAAUGCCAUGGUGAUGCAUCCUUUUACUGGAGUCAUAUCUCAGACUUCUACUCAACCAGCAGUUGUCUUGGGCAUCAGCAAAACUGGCCCUGUUCCCGCUGUGGCAGGGUUCUACGAGUAUGGUAAAAGUACUGGUACUCAGGGCUAUGGUUCAGAUGCUGAAACGCAGUCGAGCUUCCUGCCAACAUCGGGUGCUCCCUCCGUUGGGGUAACCUAUGAGGGUCAUUGUAGUCAUCCAGGGCAUCCAAAGCAAGAUGGCCAAUCCACCUUCCCCAAGGACUUUUAUGGGCCCAAUUCCCAAGGGCAACACAUGACUGGAGGACAGUCCCUGGGAUUCCCAGGAGAACAGCACAUGAAUACAUCUUCCACGGGUGGUUCUAAAGGAGAAGUCGAUCCCUUGCUCCAUGGCACGGCAUCAAAUAACCAGUGGGAAUGGCCACCACUUAGCCAGUCCUAUGAGCUCUAUGACCCAGAAGAACCCACACCAGACACCAAGUUUGGGCCUUCGACCCCAACUCCCUUCAACAAGAAGCAGAGUUUCAGCAGCACCCAGAGGCGAGGGAAGGAGGAAUCCGUGCUGCCGGUGAGGCCCCUCCAGGCUCACGAGCUGAAUGACUUUCAUGGUAUUACACCUCUCCACCUGCCACACAUUUGCACCAUCUGUGAUAAAAAAGUCUUUGAUCUAAAGGACUGGGAGCAGCAUGUCAAAGGGAAAAUGCACACUCAGAAAUGCAUGACCUUCUCUGAAAGUGCGGGCAUUCGAUGUGUUGUUGGCUCAGCAGAGGGAGCACUGUGCACCUCACCAAAUAGCACAGCUGUUUUUAAUACACCCGGGACUGAAGAUUUUGCCUCAAAUAUUGGAUCGUCAUUUGCUGUGGUUCCAACAAGGUCCUUUGCUCAGUCAAAUCCCACUUUCUCUCCCACUGCUUCCGGGACAAAUUUUUCACAGCGGAAAGCCACUGCUGGUCGAGUGGUUCACAUCUGCAAUCUCCCUGAAGGAAGCUGCACUGAGAAUGAUGUCAUUAACUUGGGACUACCCUUUGGAAAAGUAACCAAUUAUAUUCUCAUGAAGUCCACCAAUCAGGCCUUUCUGGAAAUGGCUUAUACUGAAGCUGCCCAGGCAAUGGUACAGUAUUACCAAGAGAAAUCUGCUGUGAUUAACGGUGAGAAAUUGCUCAUUCGGAUGUCCAAGAGAUACAAAGAACUGCAACUGAAGAAACCUGGGAAGAAUGUUGCUGCCAUCAUCCAGGACAUCCACUCUCAGAGGGAGCGAGACUUGUUCCGGGAAGCUGAUAGAUAUGGCCCCGAGAGACCUAGGUCUCGCAGUCCAGUGAGCCGCUCCCUCUCCCCGAGAUCCCAUACCACCAGCUUCACCUCCUGUAGCUCUUCCCACAGCCCCCUCUGUCCUUCCCGGGCAGACUGGGGCAAUGGUAGGGAGUCCUGGGAUCAAUCUCCCUACGCCAGGAGAGAGGAAGAGAGGGAUCUGACUCACUGGAGGGAAAACGGAGAUGACAAGAGGGACAGGACGGACACUUGGGUUCACGAUCGGAAACAUUACCCGCGGCAACUGGACAAAAUUGACUUAGAUAGCCGGAUUGAAGGAAUGAGGGGACACAGAGACAAGUACGUCCGGCCCGCUUCCCCUAGCGCCCUCCACUCUUCAUCUGGUUACAAAGGCCGAGAGGAUGGCUAUUACCGCAAGGAUCCCAAGCUCAAACCCGACCGAUAUCUCAAGCAGCAACAGGACAGUCCUGUAAAGUCCAAAAAAAAGGAAGAGACUAGAUUAAGAGAAAGACACCCCUACGGUGAGGAUUCCGGAAAGGAAGACCUUUUGGAGCCCAAGGACAAUAGGACUUCAGAGAAUGCCAAGGUGAAGCAGAGCGAGAAAAACAAAGCCACAAAGGCUGACAGAAGUCAAGAGGAAGAUGCUGACACAGAAGAGAACAAAGCAGCAGAAACUGAGCUUGGGAAAGAAGAAGAAGAAGCUUUGGAGGAGAGCUCCCAAUUUAUGAAAAUAGAAGAUUCUGAUACAGCAAAUGAAAGGAAAGAGAAGGAACAAGAUUGGGAAAGUGGAAGCGAGGUGGAGGGGGAGAACUGGUACCCUACCAACAUGGAAGAACUUGUUACAGUGGACGAGGUCGGAGAAGAGGAGGACUUUAUCAUGGAGCCAGAUAUCACAGAACUGGAGGAAAUUGUGCCAGUUGGGCAGAAGGACAAAACCUGUCCUGAAAUAUUCCCCUGUGGGAUGACCCCUUUAGACCUGAACACUGAUCAUGGGGAAUUAGCCAAGGAGGCAGGUGAAUCUAUUGCUGGCGGAGCUGCUGAAAUCAGAUUGGAGACAGACAGAGAAAGUGCUAUCUCCAAGAGCCAUUCUGACGAAAUAGGGCUAGAAGAGCAGACGUGUAUAAAUCUAAACACUGAGAAGAAGCCAGCUGAGUCUGAGGAAGACAACUUUCCUAAAGAUCCAAAUUGCCACAAGAAGGAAGAAAAGGCAACUGAAAACUCAGAUGUUCCUCUAGUCCCCACAUCCCAGAAAAUGUCUUCCCAAGAGCCAGCAGAGGAGGGGGGUGCAGAGUCUGGUCUUUUCCUAGAUGAUUAUAAGCUGAUGGGAUCCCCUAAAAAUGGGACCCAAGAAGGCAGCAAAGCUGAAGAGAAGCCCAGCUCCCACAAAGAGACCAGCAACCAAAGCCAGGCUUGCCAAGAAAUGUCGACUGAGGAAAACUCCCGAUUCACAGAAAUCCAGUCCCUGGAGAUGAGCUCAUUGUCCUAUAGUGAGAUGGAGAUGAAACAACCCCAUCCGUUGCCUUCCUGGGAACCAGAGGAUGUGUUCAACGAACUUAGCAUUCCUCUUGGAGUGGAGUUUGUGGUGCCCAGGACUGGGUUUUAUUGCAAGUUGUGUGGGCUUUUCUACACUAGUGAGGAGACAGCAAAGACAAGCCACUGUCGCAGUUCUAUCCACUACAGAAACCUGCAGAAGUAUUUGUCCCAGCUGGCGGAGGAAGGUCUAAAGAGCAAGGAGCAGGGCAGCAGCCCGAAGCCAGACGACUGCAGCAUCGGAAUAGUACCCCACUUUGAGAGAAAAAAACUCUGACCCUGUAGAAAGAAGAGGAGUCGAAAUGAGGGAUUGAUUGCCAGUGGUACCUUGCAGAUCUCUAAGGCGACGCUGCUGCAUCUUCUCCUUCAAGAUAAGGAAGGAAAAAAACAGAGCAAAGGGCAUAUUGUUGGGGUCUGCAACUGGAGUACCAGAAGAAAGGCUCCCCAAACUGCUCCCACAACAAAGCAGUCCUGGCACGACCUAUAGGCAGAGCUGCAUGUCCUCUCUGUAUGUGUGUGUGCGUGUUUCUCUCUCAAACCCCUUUUCAAACUCUCGCCUGACUCUCCUUGAAUUCCGUGCCCCCGUCCUUUUCCUUUUCAUAUAAUCUGACUCCUCAGGGAUUUUUAACAAGGUUUA
Messenger RNA from Gracilinanus agilis (Agile Gracile Mouse Opossum), 4047 nucleotides. RefSeq names its product RNA binding motif protein 20 (gene RBM20). Gene Ontology annotation, cellular component: nucleus. The coding region runs from base 1 to 3687 and encodes 1228 amino acids. The transcript is spliced from 14 exons. The record is from RefSeq and is a predicted model, not a curated record. Gene Ontology annotation, molecular function: zinc ion binding; mRNA binding. NCBI's taxonomy places the organism in Eukaryota, Metazoa, Chordata, Mammalia, Didelphimorphia, Didelphidae. Gene Ontology annotation, biological process: regulation of RNA splicing.